This is a messenger RNA of Anopheles stephensi (Asian malaria mosquito), 3901 nucleotides long. RefSeq names its product transmembrane channel-like protein 2. The record is from RefSeq and is a predicted model, not a curated record. The transcript is spliced from 11 exons. Gene Ontology annotation, molecular function: mechanosensitive monoatomic ion channel activity. Gene Ontology annotation, cellular component: plasma membrane. Lineage: Eukaryota; Metazoa; Arthropoda; Insecta; Diptera; Culicidae. The coding region runs from base 195 to 3677 and encodes 1160 amino acids.
UCGUAUGUGUAACCCGCUUCGCGUUUCGGCAGUAACACCUGUACCGUGGCGGCGGCAGUCAGCACAGGUUCAUUCCGGAUUCGAACGUGUGACAGUUAACGUGGUUUUAUCGCUCGUGCUCGAGCACGAGGAACACGAUUUUUGGUUUAGAUUUUGAGUGAGUGUGUGAGCGUCGGGCGUGACCCUCCGGCAGAAUGGGCGAUACCAGUGCACCGAAGCGUAUCCGCAAGAAACCCUCGGGAAUAUUGAAACUGGACAGUGUGCGUCGUCGAGAAUCGUCCGGCAGUUCGUUGCUACAGCUCGGCGAAGAGCUCUCACCCCCUUCAUCCGUGUCGCCCCAGCUGUCGGUCACGUGGGCAUUCCCACCGGUGGGACAUUCACCCGACGAUCUGCCCGAGAACGCAGAUGCCAGUGAUUUGAGCACGGAGCAACAUCCGGAAGUCAUUAGUGUUCCGCCGUCGCACGAUGGCCGCGCCGGUGCGGAGCGUGCUUCAGCUGUCGGAAACGAAGGCCCGCCGGCAAAGGUGUCCACCACGUUGGAACAGCGCACCAAGCACCCAGUGAAAGCGUUCGCUACGACCGGCACGACCGGAAGCGUUAUGAAAUCACCGGACGUCGCGGGAGGCACGUUCUUUGGCGGUGAAUCAGGUUCGGGCGUUCGCUGUGAGUCGGACGACGAUGAGGACUAUUCCGCCAGUAUUAAUGCAAUCAUUCAACGGAAAGCAAGUGUUAAGAAAAAGCGCGGCGGUUACAAAGCAGGACAUCAUCGACGUACCUCAAGCCCGGCUAGUCAGAUGAUGGGACUUGGAUCGGAACCGAUGGCCGAUGGACGGCGUCGCUCGAGCGUCUAUACCACGAGCUCGGGCGAGACGGGCAUCACUCUGCCCGGCGAUGACCAUUCGAUUGGACGAGAUGAAUCGGCCGGAAGGCAGGACAAGCUGUUCGACACGAUCCGGCUGCAUAAGGAGGUACUGCAGACGGUCAAACUACAGCCAAUAAGCAUGAAGCGGAAGCUUCGCCUUGUACAGCAGGCAAAAAGCUACAUCACACGACACGAGGGAGCCUUGCAGGAACACUUUACCUCCCGUACGGCACGCAGCCUGCUGGCUCAGUUUAACAUCUUUCUGACCACGAAAUGGCAACAACUGCUCCGUGAGCUUGCAAAUUUGGCCACCUACCUGAUUCCUUGGGAAUCACGCAUCAAGGAAAUUGAGUCACACUUUGGUUCCGUCGUCGCCUCGUACUUCACCUUUCUUCGGUGGCUGUUUUCGGUGAACAUCGUCAUCUCGGUGCUGCUGGUCGUGUUCAUUAUGGUACCGGAGGAGAUUUACGUCGACCCGGAAAAGGCCAAAUGCGACAUCCGAAAGACGAUGUCCCGACAGGAGCUAGCAUUAACACGAAACUUUAGCACGAUCUGGGAGUUUGAGGGUCAUCUCAAGUAUUCACCACUGUUCUAUGGCUACUACUCCACCUUCUCUGGCGCGAUUGCAUGGGGUUAUAAUCUUCCCUUGGCUUACUUCUUCACCGGAUUGGUCGUAUACAUUUACAGCUUUGUGGCGACGUUGAAAAAGAUGGCUGAAAACUCUCGUAUGUCCAAACUGUCCUCCAAAGACGAUGAGUACGUAUUUUCUUGGAAGCUGUUUACCGGCUGGGACUACAUGAUUGGCCAUAUGGAGACGGCCCAGAACAGAAUGGCCUCCAUCAUACUUGGCUUCAAGGAGGCGCUGCUAGAGGAAGCCGAAAAGAAGAAGGAUACACGGAACUGGAAGAUCAUUAUGCUAAGGAUAUUGGUAAACUUUCUCAUACUAGGCCUGCUAGUGAUAUCCGCCUACGAGGUCAUACUGGUUGUGAAACGUUCGAUGGACAUCAAGGAGUCCGAUUCGUGGUGGAGACGGAACGAAAUCACUGUCGUCAUGUCGCUCAUCUCGUUCUUUUUCCCGAUGAUAUUCGAGGCCCUCGGCAUCAUCGAGUAUUAUCACCCCCGGAAGCAGCUUCGCAUACAACUUGCCCGGAUUAUGGUUCUAAACAUGUUGAAUCUGUACUCCUUGAUAUUCGCUCUGUUUGACAAGAUUGCACACAUGACCGGAGAACUACGGAGAAUGAAACCCGUUAACUUUACUUCGUCCGCUUCUUCCUGCUUUCUGCCAGAAGCGGGUGCCAGAUGGAACCUCGAGGGAGUUCCGAUCAAUAAGCACAGCAAGUAUAGAAAUGCGGACAUUCGUUCACUCUGCUGGGAGACGAUGUUUGGGCAGGAGUUGGCGAAGUUAACCGUUAUGGAUUUACUUGUGACCAUUAUUUCAACACUUAUUUUGGACUUCCUGCGAGCUCUCUUCGUACGGUUCAUGAACAGUUGCUGGUGCUGGGAUUUGGAGAAGAAGUUUCCCAAAUAUGGAGACUUUAAAAUAGCGGAAAAUAUUCUGCAUCUCGUCAAUAACCAGGGAAUGGUAUGGAUGGGUAUGUUCUUUUCGCCCGGCCUAGCCGUUUUGAACAUUGCUAAGCUGGUGAUCAUACUGUAUCUCCGUUCCUGGACCGUUCUGACCUGCAAUGUUCCACACGAGGUCGUGUUUCGAGCCUCUCGUUCGAACAACUUCUACUUCGCACUGCUACUCACCAUGCUCUUCCUUUGUGUGCUUCCCGUAAGCUACGCCAUCGUGUUCCUGGAGCCCUCAUGGCACUGUGGACCGUUCUCCAACUCGAACCGCAUCUAUCACCUUCUCACGAAUGCCACCGAGCAGAUCAUACCGGAGAUGAUCACCAAGUACAUUGUGUCACCGGCCGCGAUCAUUCCUCUGCUCGUUCUACUCAUUCUGAUUAUUUACUACCUAAUCUCCCUCACCGGCUCGUUGCGUGAAGCGAACCAAGAUCUCAAGCUACAGCUGCGCAAAGAACGGACCGAAGAGCGCAGAAAAAUGUUUAAAAUUGCCUCAAGCACUCAGCAACAAGCGCCCGGUACUGGAAUGGCCGGAAUCAAUGGUCUUUCGAGCUCCUGGCAUAAGGUGCUUGAUUCUACCCAGCUACGCCUUCAGUCUACAACGGACAAUGCAACCGACUCGGAGAACUCUAGCUCCAAGCGCAAGGAACUGUUGCAGCGCAUGAUGAAGAAAGCACUGCAGAAGGAAGGGCCGCUCGGUACGGAUGUGGAACCAUCCGGUGCAGGGGAACAGAAUUCUAUUGCCGAAUCACCGCUUCCGAUCUCACCACCCGUUAUUGGCACGGUCAAUGAAAAGAAUCGUCCCUCCGUACCAGUGAAACCGAAGCCCAAGGAAGCGGCGAAAGACGCUGGCGACACCGAUGUUUUUCGUUUCGAUCGUCGUUCGGUGGAGCACAUGCACCGUCACGCCGGCGAAGAGGAAACAGCAAACGGUACAGAAAGCGGUCGAAAAAAGUUCGAAAGAACACGCCCGUCCACAGCGGAACGGUUCCGAAUGGCGGCACAAGCCGAACGACGCCGUAUGCAUAACAAACUGGCGACGGAAAAGAUGGCAGAUAAAACGGCCGACUGGAUCGAAAAGAUUCCCGUCAUUACGAUCAGCAAAACAUCGAGCGAUGAGUGCAUCAUCGAUUCGGACCUAGAGGAUCCAAACGAUCCUGCUGCCUCGAGCACCAAAGAGUUGACGGUCGAUCGCAGACGGGACCAUUCGUCGUAUAAAGCCGCCAAACGGUCUGCGGCCAGCUAAAGUGGUACAUCGGUACAUUUUGAGCCUUUACUUACCUAGUCCGUACGCCGUAUGUGAAACAAACAAACAAGCAUCCGUGUGAUCUCACUGUGCACUACUUUUUGAUGUGUAUUUACUGUUGUAACUUUAGGGAACUUGAAAGAUUUAGAUGUCGUUAGGCAAUUUUCAGAACUUUAACGCAUAAUAUAUUGGAUGUUGGACGUUUUUAACCGUUUUACGAUAAA